This is a messenger RNA of Acanthosepion pharaonis, 4284 nucleotides long. NCBI's taxonomy places the organism in Eukaryota, Metazoa, Mollusca, Cephalopoda, Sepiida, Sepiidae. The record is from the annotation of a GenBank genome assembly.
AUGCCAUCCUUUCCUCUUCCUUCUUUUUCUUUCUCUUUCUUUCUUAUUUAUAUCUCCUUCCUUCUUUCUUUCUUUCUUUCUUUCUUUCUUUUCUUUCGUCAUCAUGCCAUCCUUUCAAAUCUUCCACUUUUCAUUCUCUUUCUUUCUGCAGAUAUCACCUUCAUUCUUCCUUUCUUUCUUUCUUUCUUUCUUUCGUCAUCAUGCUAUCCUUUCAAAAUCUCCUUCUUUUUUCAUUCUCUUUUUCUUAUUUAUAUCUCCUUCCUUCCUUCUUUCUUCCUUUUCCUUUCUUUCUUUCGUCAUCAUGCCUUUCUUUCAGAAAUCUUCCUUCUUUUCAUUCUCUUUCUUUCUUUAUAUCUCCUUCCUUCUUUCUUUUCUUUCUUUCUUUCUUUCACUUUCUUUCUUUCUUUCUUUUUCUUUCGUCAUCAUGCCAUCCUUUCACUCUUCCUUCUUUUCAUUCUCUUUUCUUAUUUAUAUCACCUUCAUUCUUCCUUUCUUUCUUUCUUUCUUUCCUUUCGUCAUCAUGAAAAUCCUUUCACUUUCCUUCUUUUCAUUCUCUUUUUUCUUUUUUAUAUCUUUCCUUCCUUCUUUCUUCCUUUCUUUCUUUCUUUCGUCAUCAUGCCAUUCUUUCUUUCCUUCUUUUCAUUCUCUUUCUUUCUUAUUUAUAUCUCCUUCCUUUUUUCUUUCUUUUCUUUCUUUCAUCAUCAUGCCAUCCUUUCCUCUUCCUUCUUUUCAUUCUCUUUCUUUCUUAUUUAUAUCUCCUUCCUUCUUUCUUUCUUUCUUUCUUUCGUCAUCAUGCCAUCCUUUCCUCUUCCUUUCUUUUCAUUCUCUUUCUUUUUUUUUAUCUCCUUCCUUUCUUUCUUUCUUUCUUUCUUUCUUUCGUCAUCACUGCAGAAAUCACUCUUCCUUCUUUUCAUUCUCUUUCUUUCUUAUUUAUAUCUCCUUCCUUCUUUCUUUCUUUCUUUCUUUCUUUAUAAAUCAUGCCAUCCUUUCACUCUUCCUUCUUUUCAUUUCUUUCUUUCUUAUUUAUAUCUCCUUCCUUCUUUUUUCUUUCUUUCUUUCUUUCUUUCGUCAUCAUGCCAUCUUUUCCUCUUCCUUCUUUUCAUUUUCUUUUUCUUAUUUAUAUCUCCUUCCUUUCAAAUUCUUUUUCUUUCUUUUUUUUAUUUAAGGCUUUCGUCAUCUUGCCAUCCUUUCACCUCUUCCUUCUUUUCAUUCUCUUUCUUUCUUAUUUAUAUCUCCUUCCUUUCUUUCUUUCUUUUUUCUUUCGUCAUCAUGCCAUCCUUUCACUCUUCCUUCUUUUCAUUCUCUUUCUUUCUUAUUUAUAUCUCCUUCCUUUCUUUCUUUCUUUCUUUCUUUCUUUCUUUCGUCAUCAUGCCAUUCUUUCCUCUUCCUUCUUUUCAUUCUCUUUCUUUCUUAUUUAUAUCUCCUUCCUUCUUUCUUUCUUUAAAUCUUUCUUUCUUUCGUCAUCAUCAUGCCAUCCUUUCCUCUUCCUUCUUUUCAUUCUCUUUCUUUCUUAUUUAUAUCUCCUUCCUUCUUUCUUUCUUUCUUUCUUUCUUUCGUCAUCAUGCCAUCCUUUCACUUUCCUUCUUUUCAUUCUCUUUUUUUUUAUUCUCUUUCCUUCUUUCUUUCUUUCUUUCUUUCUUUCGUCAUCAUAUCCAUCCUUUCUUUCUUCCUUCUUUCUUUCUUUCUUUCUUUCUUUCUUUCUUUCUCUUUCAUUCUUUCUUUCUUUCUUUCCUUCUUUUUCAUUUCUCUUUCUUUCUUAUUUAUUUCUCUCUUCCUUCUUUUCAUUCUUUUUUCUUUCUUUCUUUCUUUCUUUCUUUCAUCUUUCUUUCUUUCUUUCUUUUCCUUCUUUUCAUUCUCUUCCAUCUUUUCUUAUUUAUAUCUCCUUUUAUUCUUUCUUUCUUUCUUUCUUUCUUUCUUUCUUUCGUCAUCAUGCCAUCCUUUCACUCUUCCAUCUUUUCAUUCUCUUUCUUUCUUAUUUAUAUCUCCUUCCUUAUUUCUUUGUUUCUUUCUUUAUUUCGUCAUCAUGCCAUCCUUUCAUUCUUCCUUCUUUUCAUUCUCUUUCUUUCUUAUUUAUAUCUCCUUCCUUCUUUCUUUCUUUCUUUCUUUCUUUCGUCAUCAUGCCAUCCUUUCAUUCUUCCUUCUUUUCAUUCUCUUUCUUUCUUAUUUAUAUCUCCUUCCUUCUUUCUUUCUUUCUUUCGUCAUCAUGCCAUCCUUUCACUCUUCCUUCUUUUCAUUCUCUUUCUUUCUUAUUUAUAUCUCCUUCCUUCUUUCUUUCUUUCUUUCUUUCUUUCUUUCGUCAUCAUGCCAUCCUUUCACUAUUCCUUCUUUUCAUUCUCUUUCUUUCUUAUUUAUAUCUCCUUCCUUCUUUCUUUCUUUCUUUCUUUCUUUCUUUCGUCAUCAUGCCAUUCUUUCACUCUUCCUUCUUUUCAUUCUCUUUCUUUCAUAUUUAUAUCUCCUUCCUUCUUUCUUUCUUUCUUUCUUUCUUUCUUUUUCUUUCGUCAUCAUGCCAUCCUUUCACUCUUCCUUCUUUUCAUUCUCUUUCUUUCUUAUUUAUAUCUACUUCCUUCUUUCUUUCUUUCUUUCUUUCUUUCAUUCGUCAUCAUGCCAUUCUUUCACUCUUCCUUCUUUUCAUUCUCUUUCUUUCUUAUUUAUAUCUCCUUCCUUCUUUCUUUCUUUCUUUCUUUCUUUCGUCAUCAUGCCAUCCUUUCACUUUUCCUUCUUUUCAUUCUCUUUCUUUCUUAUUUAUAUCUCCUUCCUUCAUUCUUUCUUUCUUUCUUUCUUUCUUUCGUCAUCAUGCCAUCCUUUCACUUUCCUUCUUUUCAUUCUCUUUCUUUCUUAUUUAUAUCUCCUUCCUUCUUCCUUUCUUUCUUUCUUUCUUUCUUUCGUCAUCAUGCCAUCCUUUCAUUCUUCCUUCUUUUCAUUCUCUUUCUUUCUUAUUUAUAUCUCCUUCCUUCUUUCUUUCUUUCUUUCUUUCUUUCUUUCGUCAUCAUGCAAUCCUUUCACUUUUCCUUCUUUUCAUUCUCUUUCUUUCUUAUUUAUAUCUCCUUCAUUCUUUCUUUCUUUCUUUCUUUCUUUCGUCAUCAUGCCAUCCUUUCACUCUUCCUUCUUUUCAUUCUCUUUCUUUCUUAUUUAUAUCUCCUUCCUUCUUUCUUUCUUUCUUUCUUUCUUUCUUUCGUCAUCAUGCCAUCCUUUCACUCUUCCUUCUUUUCAUUCUCUUUCUUUCUUAUUUAUAUCACCUUCAUUCUUCCUUUCUUUCUUUCUUUCUUUCUUUCGUCAUCAUGCUAUCCUUUCACUCUUCCUUCUUUUCAUUCUCUUUUUUCUUAUUUAUAUCUCCUUCCUUCCUUCUUUCUUCCUUUCUUUCUUUCUUUCGUCAUCAUGCCAUUCUUUCACUCUUCCUUCUUUUCAUUCUCUUUCUUUCUUAUUUAUAUCUCCUUCCUUCUUUCUUUCUUUCUUUCUUUCAUCAUCAUGCCAUCCUUUCACUCUUCCUUCUUUUCAUUCUCUUUCUUUCUUAUUUAUAUCUCCUUCCUUCUUUCUUUCUUUCUUUCUUUCGUCAUCAUGCCAUCCUUUCACUCUUCCUUCUUUUCAUUCUCUUUCUUUUUAUUUAUAUCUCCUUCCUUCUUUCUUUCUUUCUUUCUUUCGUCAUCAUGCCAUCCUUUCACUCUUCCUUCUUUUCAUUCUCUUUCUUUCUUAUUUAUAUCUCCUUCCUUCUUUCUUUCUUUCUUUCUUUCUUUCGUCAUCAUGCCAUCCUUUCACUCUUCCUUCUUUUCAUUCUCUUUCUUUCUUAUUUAUAUCUCCUUCCUUCUUUCUUUCUUUCUUUCUUUCUUUCUUUCGUCAUCAUGCCAUCCUUUCACUCUUCCUUCUUUUCAUUCUCUUUCUUUCUUAUUUAUAUCUCCUUCCUUCCUUCUUUCUUUUUUCUUUCUUUUCGUCAUCAUGCCAUCCUUUCACUUCCUUCUUUUCAUUCUCUUUCUUUCUUAUUUAUAUCUCCUUCUUUCUUUCUUUCUUUCUUUCUUUCUUUCUUUCGUCAUCAUGCCAUCCUUUCACUCUUCCUUCUUUUCAUUCUGUUUCUUUCUUAUUUAUAUCUCCUUCCUUCUUUCUUUCUUUCUUUCUUUCGUCAUCAUGCCAUCCUUUCACUCUUCCUUCUUUUCUUUCUUUCUUCCUUCCUUCCUUGCUUCUUUCCAUUCUUUCUUUCUUUAUUUUUUUCUUCAUUCAUUCCUUAUUUUUCCCCUACGUCUUUUUCUUUUCUCCUUAUCUCCUACGAUUAGUUUUCAUAAUUUUAUUUACUAG